Oreochromis niloticus (Nile tilapia) is the source of this 1468-nucleotide messenger RNA. RefSeq lists its product as uncharacterized. Bases 3 to 1142 code for a protein of 379 amino acids. The record is from RefSeq and is a predicted model, not a curated record. Gene Ontology annotation, molecular function: nucleic acid binding. Lineage: Eukaryota; Metazoa; Chordata; Actinopteri; Cichliformes; Cichlidae. The transcript has 4 exons.
GGAUGCGGGGAGGAAGGGGAAGGGGAAGAGGGAGAAGAGGCAGAUAUAGGCGGAUUCCUAAUGAAAUAAGGGCUACAAUUGUGGACCAUGUUGUCAAUCACGGCCUCACCAUGGAGGAGGCUGGUCGAAGGGUGCAACCCAAUAUUGGAAGAACUACUGUCAGUUCAAUCAUUCAAACAUUCCGUAGGGAAAACAGGAUUGUCAGACAACCUCGCGGAGGCGGAAGAGGGCCCCUUUUUACCCCACAGCAAGAAGAAGCCAUUUGUGCAAUGGUCAUUGCAAACAAUGCAAUAAAGCUGAGGGAAAUACAAAGCGCUGUCAUAGAGAACUACACGGUAUUUGGCAAUAUUGAAUCUGUUUCAAUUUCAACAAUUGACAAAGUACUCAAGAAGAAUGAAAUCCACAUGAAGCAAUUGUAUAAAGUGCCAUUUGAACGAAACAGUGACAGGGUGAAGGAGAUCCGUCACCAGUAUGUGCAGCGUGUACUGGAGCUGGAAGCCAGGGAAACACUGCACACAUUCAUAUAUGUUGAUGAGGCAGGUUUCAAUCUGGCCAAAGGCAGAAGGCGUGGAAGAAAUCGCAUUGGACAGAGGGCAACCACUGAAGUCCCUGGUCAGCGCGGAGGGAAUAUUACCAUGUGUGCAGCCAUCUCAGACAACGGCGUCCUCACCCAUAUCCCCCUUCUUGGUCCAUACAAUACCCAACAUCUCCUGACAUUUUUAGACACUCUUUACAGGGACCUAGUCCCUGAGAAUGAGAGAGGUGGAGGCCAACUCAGCAAGUAUGUUGUUGUCUGGGAUAAUGUCCGUUUUCACCACUCCCAUCAGGUCAGAGAGUGGUUUGCAGCACAUGACAGAAUUCUGGUUGAAUAUCUCCCUCCAUAUUCCCCAUUCCUUAAUCCAAUAGAGGAGUUUUUCUCUGCCUGGAGGUGGAAAGUUUAUGACCGGCAUCCACAUGAGCAAAUGGCCCUGCUAGCAGCCAUGGAUGCAGCAUGUGACGACAUCACAGCAGGGUCCUGCAGAGGAUGGAUUCGCCACUCCAGGAGAUACUUUCCUCGCUGCAUUGCGAGGGAUAACAUCUGUUGUGAUGUUGAUGAAAAUAUGUGGCCAGACAGACGGGAACGUCUGGAUGUGCCAGAAUGAUUUACUGUACUGUUACAUGUGCUGUUUAUUGUUCACAUUACAGUUUUUUUUAAUUGGUUUGGCGCAGUUUCCACAAGCAAUUGGUACAUUUUCAAAACUCUUCGUACUUAUAUCGCAACAGAUCAUCAAAAGUGCACCUUUUUCAAACAUUUCAGCAUAUUUCCAAUUGUGUUAGUACAAUACACAUAAUGGCAAAAUAUCCUUUUCACUACACAAAAUAAGUGUUUCAUCUAAAUAAAUGUUUCGUUCACAGUUACUGCCUUUCAUAAUGUUAUCACUAUAAAAUUUUUGAUUUGCAUCUCUUAUCAUUCAGUUUAAUACAUUUG